CUGCCUGCUGUGCCAAAAGAGGACAGACGCUCAGAGCCUGGUAGGAGGCUCGGCUCUGGCUGUCAGCUGAGAACUUACUCUGUUGCAGUUAACCUUCAAAGACAGUGGCACAUUGACACUGGGGUUAGUGGGAUCUGGGAAGACGUUACCCCGAUAAUCUGCAUCCUUCUGGGGCCUAAAAUCAGAAUGGAAACUCAACGUGAAAAAACACACACCUGUGGGACAAUUUGUCUGAAAUAUCUACUUUUCCUCUUCAAUAUUCUUUUCUGGCUGGCAGGAGGAGUGGUGCUGGCAGUGGGAGUGUGGACUCUGGUGGAAAAGAGCGACUACAUCAGUUUACUGAAUUCCAGCUUCUACUCAGUGUCCGCUUACAUCCUGAUAGCAGCUGGAGUCAUUGUGAUAAUGACCGGGAUAAUUGGAUGCUGUGCCACUCUGAAGGAGAUGAAGAGUCUUUUGAUCGUGUAUUUGAUCUUGCUGCUCUGUAUUUUCCUGCUGGAAAUCAUUGCCGGUGUCCUGGCCUACAUUACCUACCAACACUGUUUCCCUUUCUGCUACCAGCUGGAUGAGGAGCUCAGACAGAACCUGAUGGGAACCAUGCAGCAGAAGUACAAGCAGCCGGGACAGGAGAGCAUCACAGAGGCUGUGGACAAACUACAACAGGAGUUUAAGUGUUGUGGCAGUCACAAUUCCUCAGACUGGACGGACAGUGUGUGGAUCCAGUCUACCCAAAAUGUUGUUCCUGACAGCUGCUGUAAAACUCCCAGUGAACUCUGCGGCAUCAGGGACCAUCCCUCCAACAUCUACAAGGUGGAGGGAGGCUGCAUCAAGAAAUUAGAAGAGUUCAUCCUGAGUCAGCUAUAUAUUCUCAGUGCAGUGGGUAUUGGGAUUGCAUUUCUACAGCUGGUGGGGAUGAUGUUUACUUGCUGCCUUUAUCGGAGUUUGGAAGAAGAGCCGUACUGAUUUUGGACUUUCUUGAAUAUUCUAAAAUAUAGCACAUAAUGAACUGUAAAAUGUUCCCUUAGAUACUGCAAACAACAACAACAACAACAAAUAUUUCCACAGGUAUAUGUUGUGAAGGUAUAACUUCAAACUAUGAUAAGAUCAUUUUCAGAAUACACACAUUAGAGACUCUGUAAUGCUGCUGGACAGCACUGUUCUGUUUCCAUUGCAUGCCUCAUGUAUUCUCCAUUUUAUAUUACAGACAAUGAUAAAUGGAUUACCUUGCAACCAAAAACAAAUUUAAAAAAGCACAAAAUAUGAACAUGCUGUGGGUACUUUUGCAAUUGUGUUGGUUCUAUGGAUCACUUCAGAUAAAAUCAACCAAAUAUAAAGCCCUCAUGUCACCACAUCAGAAUAAGUAGAUUUUUUAUAUACAGUAACUAUAGUAUAUUUACUUAAUUCAUACAGUACUUUAGCUUCAUAGUAUGAAUAUUUUCUGAGUUACAGACUCUUGAAUUGCAAAGGAAAACACAUGAAAUUUUCUGGGAAGAAAAACACAUGUGAGCUCUGUUAAAAGUAGAUUUUCUAUAAUUAAAACAAUUUUGAGCAUUGUUAUGGAAUCUUUUAUAGUUUCAAUAGCAAAACUGCAGCAGUUUACUGUCAAUGACAGUAAAGUAAAUUAAUAAAAACAAUCGCUGGUAACCUG
This is a messenger RNA of Amphiprion ocellaris (clown anemonefish), 1645 nucleotides long. It is a transcript of the gene cd151, whose product is annotated as CD151 molecule. The record is from RefSeq and is a predicted model, not a curated record. The transcript has 9 exons. Gene Ontology annotation, cellular component: membrane. Bases 187 to 960 code for a protein of 257 amino acids. NCBI's taxonomy places the organism in Eukaryota, Metazoa, Chordata, Actinopteri, Pomacentridae.